CUGAAGCUGUGGAACAAGUACAGAGUGUCCAACAUUCCUUCCCUAAUAUUUAUCGAUGCCUCCACCGGGAAAGUGGUUUGCAGGAAUGGCCUCCUGGUCAUCCGAGAUGACCCGGAAGGUCUGGAGUUCCCGUGGGGGCCAAAACCCUUCAGUGAAGUUGUUGCUGGGCCUCUGCUAAGGAACAAUGGGCAGACACUGGACAGCAGUGCCCUGGAGGGCUCUCACGUUGGGGUCUAUUUCUCUGCACACUGGUGCCCACCGUGCCGAAGCCUGACGAGGGUCCUGGUUGAGUCCUACCGGAAAAUCAAGGAGGCAGGCCAGAAGUUUGAGAUCCUCUUCGUUAGUGCAGACAGGUCAGAGGACUCCUUCAAUCAGUACUUCAGUGAGAUGCCCUGGGUGGCUGUGCCCUAUGCUGACGAGGCCAGACGGUCACGCCUGAAUCGACUCUAUGGCAUCCAAGGCAUCCCAACUCUCAUCGUCCUGGACUCCAAGGGAGACGUGAUCACGCGGCAGGGGCGUGUGGAGGUGCUCAACGACAUCGAGUGCCGCGAGUUCCCCUGGCACCCCAAGCCUGUGCUGGAGCUGACCGACUCCAACGCUGUGCAGCUGAAUGAGGGCCCCUGCCUCGUUCUCUUUGUAGAUUCAGAGGAUGACGGAGAGUCGGAGGCAGCGAAACAACUGAUUCAGCCCAUAGCUGAAAAAAUCAUAGCCAAGUACAAAGCCAAAGAGGAGGAGGCGCCGUUACUCUUCUUUGUGGCGGGUGAG
Molecule: messenger RNA, 765 nt
Organism: Acanthisitta chloris (rifleman)
Lineage: Eukaryota; Metazoa; Chordata; Aves; Passeriformes; Acanthisittidae
Gene: NXN
Product: nucleoredoxin
Exons: 6
Molecular function (GO): thioredoxin-disulfide reductase (NADPH) activity
Source: RefSeq, a predicted model, not a curated record